Prorocentrum cordatum is the source of this 1241-nucleotide messenger RNA. The record is from the annotation of a GenBank genome assembly. Lineage: Eukaryota; Dinophyceae; Prorocentrales; Prorocentraceae.
CGCGGCCGGGCACGCGGCGCAAGCGCCCGCCGAGGGCUUCGCCCGCGCCUCGGCUGCGGCCAUCGCCGAGGCCGCGGCGGGGCCACGGCUUUUGGCCUUCGCGGGCAGCGGUGGCAGCCCAAAGGCGGAGGCCGAGCAGCCUUUCGCGGAGGACACUGACAUCGAGCAUGGCAAGUUCGACCUGGCAGACGUCGGCAUCGGGGUCUCGGACAGCACGGUGACCAGGGAGGUUGAGGACGUCGGAGAGGAGAUCGCGGAUGAGAUCGACGUCGAGGAAGGCGUCGGGUAUUUACCGUCACUGAUCACCGCGGCGCCGCAGUGCGACAACGACGAUUUCCAGUUCGGCAAGCUGGAGCUGCCCGCAGUGCAGCGGAUCGCGUGGCUGCCCAACUUGGAGGGGAGGCUGCACGAUGACUUCGGCAUCCAGCUGGAGACGCGCGCGCAGUCGGCCGACGAGUCCGACUACGGCAUCGACGAGGCGCCGAAGGACGUCGGUCUGGACAUGGACGAGGAGCGGGCCAGCAUCGGCCCCAGCGAGGUAUCCAGAUGCGCGGCUGUUCAUGACGAUUACGCUGCGCUGGCAGAGGCCUUCAAGGCCAAGGCUGUCCACGACGAUUUCGACGAUGUCGAAUGCGGCGAGCACGUGGACGUGGGCACGCUCCACCUGUUGCAUGGCUCGGACACCCCCCUGGUCGAAGCCAUGCUGGAGCAGGGCCUGAUCGGGUGCCACGUCAACGAAAUCAUGGGCGCAGGCGCAGUCGGCGCCUCCUUGGCCGAGGACCUGGUGGGUUUCGCCUGGGGGCGGACGAGAUCGAGGCGCUCGUGGCCCAGGUCGCAGCCCACUUCCUCAACACAGGAGUCGCGCAGAGUUCAACGCCAGCCUCGGAGACUUGAUGAGGUACGAGGUGGCGUUCAUCGAGGGUGCAUCGGCCCCACGCUGAGAGCUCGGUCUGUAGGGCCGUGCCGAGCGCUGGAGCCGCGAGUUUGACUUGGCUGGGGCGCGGCCGCCGAGGCGCUGGGCGUGGCUCGAAAGGCUGGGGCGGCCGUGGGGGGCCUGGCCGUUCGGGGUGUCCGCGGCGCGGCCGCUGGCGAUAGCCGGGGGUCCGGUCUCCGCGGGCCGCGGGAUGCCCGACUGUGGCCUUCUUCCUCGGGGGGGCCAUCGCCUGGGCAGCUUGCUUUCGGGGUGUCCGUGGGCUCCUCGUCGCCUCCUCUUGGGCCGUCGCCGACGCGCUCUUCUCAAG